This is a messenger RNA of Ochlerotatus camptorhynchus, 1090 nucleotides long. It is a transcript of the gene MED28, whose product is annotated as mediator complex subunit 28. The transcript is spliced from 4 exons. Gene Ontology annotation, cellular component: mediator complex. The record is from RefSeq and is a predicted model, not a curated record. The coding region runs from base 107 to 814 and encodes 235 amino acids. Lineage: Eukaryota; Metazoa; Arthropoda; Insecta; Diptera; Culicidae.
AAUAAUGGGGUUGAUUAGUGCUUUUUAGCGUUCUUGUGAAAUUUUUUGGUAAAAACUCAAGAAUUUCGUAUUAGUUUUAGGUUGAAAUAUCCUCCAUAUAGUUAUUAUGGCAUCAUCUUCAAACGUAAAUGGAAAUUUAGUGGAUGAACUAGAGGAAGCUUUCCAGUCCUGCAUUCAUGCCCUCACGAAAGAAGAGUCUGCCACCGGCGUCGAUAAGGAUGAAAUCAAACUGGAGGUUGACCAAACGACGCUCAAGUUCAUCGAUCUUGCCCGGCAAAUGGAGGCAUUUUUCUUACAGAAACGUUUUCUUUUGUCAGCUUUGAAGCCGGAUUUGCUACUCAAAGAGGAAAAUUUUGAUCUCAAGCAGGAGAUAGCUCGCAAGGAUGAACUGAUCCGGAAACAUUAUGACAAGAUUGAGUCGUGGAAGAAUUUGCUGUCCGAUCAACAGAAUUACAACAAACCGAUUCAAUCUUUGCCACCGGAAAUGCGUGGAAAUCUAGCGGGAGGAGGUCCCGGAGGUCCGGGAAUGGGAAUCGGAAUGGGCAUGCCGAUGCAGAAUUCGAUGCAAGUUCAACAAAUGCAACAAGCCCAGCAACAGCAAAUGCAAAUGCUCCAAGUCCAGCAAAUGCAACAACAGAUGUCAAUGCCAAUAGGAGCAAACCCACAACUGUUUCCGCAGCCUGGCGGAGGACGUGGAGUUGGCGCUGGUGGGCCCGGUUUUCAACAAAGUCCCAAUCUCCAAGGGCCUUUGGCUUACCUGGAGAAGACAGCCAGCAAUAUAGACCUAGUAGGGAUGGGGGAUGGUCGAAGGUGACGCGGGCGGGGCAGGGGGCGAGGUAGAGGACGCGGGCGAGGCCGAGGCCGCGGACGUGGAAACGCUCCCGAGUUUCAUAGCGGUGCGUUAUCUUGAAAGAGGAUCAUUAUCUAGCCACGUUUAGACGGCGUCAUUAGUUUAUAUUACAAUAUACAAACAACAUUUACUCUCUCACACACAUACUAAAAGCAGCAAAACACAAAAUUAAUCUAUUUCUGCAACCUGCUAGAAAAAAAAUACCUGUAUAUUGUUUUGGCCUAUCUAAUAUUCCUUCAA